Messenger RNA from Vicia villosa (hairy vetch), 1908 nucleotides. RefSeq lists its product as uncharacterized. Lineage: Eukaryota; Viridiplantae; Streptophyta; Magnoliopsida; Fabales; Fabaceae. The transcript has 2 exons. The coding region runs from base 1 to 1908 and encodes 635 amino acids. The record is from RefSeq and is a predicted model, not a curated record.
AUGGCCCCUCCACAAUACAUUAUCAACGCUCAUGUUUUUGGCGAGACAUAUGACAACGAAGAAGUUGGUUUUCUGUUUAGAAACACUGAGGUUAAACGAUUUUGUUUAAGCAGAAAAGCAAAUUUCAGUUACUUCAAAGGGAGAUUAGAGACGAAGCUUGCAAUGGGUGGUGUAUCCCAGAUUUUUUACCAAUAUCGAUUUCUUCGUGGAGACAACCCGGUCAAGUUUAUCCAAGUUGAGAUCAAAGACGAUGAAGACAUGCAGAAUAUGUUUGCCAAUCAUGAGUAUUCUGGUUACGAAUGCAUAGAACUGUAUGUUACUCUACCAAAAGUUCAACCCACACAAAUGGUUGAGUCACAAGUCAUUGAUGCACUUGGAGACGAGCAAGCAGAGGUCGACGUUGUAGAUGAAGAAGAAGAAGCACCGGAAAUAGAAGUUGAUAACCUGGUCAACGAGGAAAGUGAAGAUGAACCGGAAGUUGUUGUACCACGAGAUCAAGUGCAUAUGCCUCCAGCGCACAUGAGGAACCUGGAUUUUGAUGGGGAUGACGAACCAUCGACUGAUAUUUUCUAUGAUCCAUACACCCAAACAGAUCAACGGUUAAAAGUAGGAGACAGAUUUCGUUCUAAGGAGGCAUGUAUCAUGGCCAUAAAAAGAUUUCAUAUGGCAAACAAUGUUGAUUUUAGAGUUGAUCGCGCCAAUGUCGAAAGGUACAAAAUUUACUGUAGAAACACUGAUUGUGGAUUCAGGUUGCAUGCAUCAUACAGGAAGAGAAGUGACUCAUGGGUUAUAGGAUAUAUUUCCCAAGAUCACACAUGUGUUAACACAAAUGUUUCACAAGAUCACCGUAAGCUAAGUUAUGACAUUAUUUGUCAAGAAAUCUUGCCUCUAGUUGAAAAAGAUCCAUCGUUAAAGGUGAAAACGAUAAUCUCUCAUAUCGUUGCAACGUACAACUACACUCCGUCUUAUAGAAAGGCGUGGCUGGCGAAGACCAAAGCGAUCGAAGUUGUGUAUGGAAAUUGGGAGGAUUCGUACAAACGACUCCCACAUUUCUUAUAUGCGCUUCAACUUUAUGCUCCUGGAACUGUUACUAUUUUAGAGACCCUUCCGGCGCAAUCUCCAGACGGAACGUCCCUUCAAGGGAAUGUGAUAUUCUACAGGCUCUUCUGGGCUUUCCGCCCAUGUGUACAAGGAUUUUUAUAUUGCAAACCAAUUCUUCAAAUAGAUGGAACUUGGUUGUACGGAAAAUAUAAAGGCACCAUGUUGAUGGCUGUGGCUCAAGACGGAAAUAGUAACAUCUUUCCUGUUGCUUUCGCUCUUGUGGAAGGAGAAACUGCUGGAGGUUGGGGUUUCGUUCUCAAAAAUCUUCGGACACACGUUGCCCCCCAACCUGGACUUUGCUUGAUUUCAGACAGACAUGCUGCCAUCGAGAGUGCGUACAACAAUCCAGCAAACGGGUGGCAAAACCCUACAUCAACGGAUGUUUACUGUAUUCGACACAUUGCACAAAAUUUCAUGCGGGAGAUAAAGGACAGGGCUCUUCGGAAGACUCUUAUCAAUGCCGGAUAUGCGUUGACUCAACCGACGUUCCAAUAUUAUCGACAUGAAAUUGUAGCGGAAAAUCCAGAUGCAGGCAGAUGGGUAGACAAUCUUGCUAGAGAGAAAUGGACCAGAUCAUACGACAACGGGAAGCGAUGGGGGCACAUGACUACGAAUCUUGUGGAGUCUAUGAACGGGGUGUUUAAGGGCGUCAGACACCUUCCGAUUACUGCCUUGGUGGAAGCAACAUACUAUAGGAUGGCUUCUCUUUUCGCAAGAAGAGGAAUGGAAAAUAUUGAAGAAAACCAAACAAACAAGCACAGGUCUCAGAGAACGGGUAAGGGAGUCGGUUGCGCAAUGGGAAGGUAA